AUGGCACCAAGUUUUGAUUGUGCAUUUUCAAGUCUUCUAUGUGAAGAAGACAACUUCAGCAUUAUCGAUGAUUACUUUGGUGGGGUGAGGGAGUUUGGGGCAAAGGCAUGGAAUCAUAGAUUUUAUCGAAACUCGAAUCAAAACCGAGUCUUUGAUGGAGUUGGGUUGCCGAGUGAAGAAUGCGUGGCUUUAAUGGUUGAGAAAGAACACCGACAUCUUCCCAGUGCUGAUUACUUGAAGAGGCUACAGAGUGGUGAUUUAGACCCGGCGGCUAGACAAGAAGCUAUUGAUUUUAUCCGCAAGGUUCGUGCACAUUUCAGUUUUGGACCAUUGUGCGAGUAUUUAUCAGUAAACUACUUGGACAGGUUUCUGUCUGCCUAUGAAUUACCCAAGGGUAAAGGUUGGACGAUGCAAUUACUAGCUGUGGCAUGUGUAUCUCUUGCAGCCAAAAUGGAGGAGACUGAAGUUCCAUUACUUUUAGAUUUACAGGUUAGGGAAUGUAAAUUUGUGUUUGAGGCUACAGCUAUACAAAGAAUGGAGGUUUUAGUGCUGAGCACAUUGAGUUGGAGGAUGCAAGCAAUCACCCCAUUCUCCUUCAUAGACUAUUUCCUUUACAAGUUCCAUGAUGAUAAAAUCCCACCAAGGAGUUCAGUAUUGAGAUCAAUCCAACUAAUCUCAACCACAAUAACAGGGAUUGACUUGUUGGAAUUCAAACCUUCUGAGAUUGCAGCAGCAGUGGCCAUAAAAACCACAACAGUGGACACUGAGAAAGCUAUGUCUUUUCUCACUGAACAUGCACAAAAGGAAAGAGUGAUUAAGUGUGUGGGACUGAUGCGUGAGAUGUCAUUGGUUGGUGCCACCCCCGUCCCAUCAGUGCCCCAGAGCCCGAUCGGGGUGCUGGAUGCCGCUAGCCUGAGCUAUAAAGGCGACGACACCAGUCCCGAUACCAAAAGGAGAAAGCUUAACAGGCCCUGUGAAAUGGAACUGUAA
Hibiscus syriacus is the source of this 990-nucleotide messenger RNA. Its product is annotated as cyclin-D4-1-like. The transcript is spliced from 4 exons. Gene Ontology annotation, biological process: mitotic cell cycle phase transition; regulation of cyclin-dependent protein serine/threonine kinase activity. Gene Ontology annotation, molecular function: cyclin-dependent protein serine/threonine kinase regulator activity. The record is from RefSeq and is a predicted model, not a curated record. NCBI's taxonomy places the organism in Eukaryota, Viridiplantae, Streptophyta, Magnoliopsida, Malvales, Malvaceae. Gene Ontology annotation, cellular component: cyclin-dependent protein kinase holoenzyme complex; cytoplasm; nucleus. The coding region runs from base 1 to 990 and encodes 329 amino acids.